Candidozyma auris is the source of this 1992-nucleotide messenger RNA. RefSeq lists its product as uncharacterized. NCBI's taxonomy places the organism in Eukaryota, Fungi, Ascomycota, Pichiomycetes, Serinales, Metschnikowiaceae. The record is from RefSeq and is a predicted model, not a curated record. Gene Ontology annotation, cellular component: mitochondrial inner membrane. The transcript has a single exon. Gene Ontology annotation, biological process: mitochondrial respiratory chain complex III assembly. The coding region runs from base 1 to 1992 and encodes 663 amino acids.
AUGCUUGCUAGGGUUCGUUUGGCGAGACUGUUACGUCUCCCAAAACCGCUCCAUCAGGUAAACGUGGUGAGACUAUACUCUGACAAAUACAAAUCCAUUGAUGAGUUCAACAAGCAGAAGAAGGAGUUCAAGUUCGGAUACGGGGUCGAUGAGAUGACCGAAUCAGGAGAGCUCGAAAGGAAAGAAAGACUUGAUGAUGCUGCCGAUGGGUUUGCCGAAUUUGACAUAAGUAAACAUCCCCGUUUGCAGGGCCUCAAGCAUAAUCUGCCUGAGUGGAAAGAGCAAAUGUUCAUCAUACAGCAGGAAAUGCAGAAAGACCAAGAGAAGGCCAGAAGAUCAUGGGAGAGAAGAGAAAGGUUCAAAGCGCUUGGAGCUGGUGUGUUUGCUUUAGUGUCUAUUGUGGGAGUUUAUUCGGUGGUGAUGAACUAUAAGUAUUUGAAAGGAUGGGCUCUGAAUAAGUUGAACUUUGACAUAGACGACUCCAAAGUGAGAGAUAUGAAGGAUCCAAAGGGAAACAAGAAGAAGACAAAGAACUUGGUUGAUCGUUUGAAUGAGGAGUUGAAGCUUGUUCCUGGCUUUGUCAAGAAUCUUGUGGACUCUACUACCACACCUGGUCUCUAUGUAUUUGGGGGGUUCAUGAAGAACAAACUUCCCGCUCGAUUGAGCUUCUUUGAUGGCAUGUACCUUCAAGAUGUGCUGGUUCAAAAAGACUAUUUGGUGGCCAUUGAUGACCUGGGAAGAGUGUAUCACCACAGCCCCAAAUUCAAAGAGCCAGUUUUGGUGAAAAUGCCUCUGAAGGUUAUGCGGGUAAUUUACUCCGAGGACAGUUUUUACUACUUAUCCAAUAAUCAGAAAGAUAUCUACUGUGGACCUAAACUCAAGGAGUUGCCUAAGAAGGUGCGAGGCUGGUUAGGCUCGACCUCCUAUGCUUACCCCGCUGAAAAAUUGAAUGUCAGUGUGUUUAAGAAGGGAGAGAAAAUCAAGGAAGUGGCAGCCGGUCUCAGUCACUUGCUUAUUCUCAGCAAUCAAGGCAGGCUUUUUGGUGUUAUUGCUGCCAAAGGCGCUGAGAACAAAGGGCAAUAUGGCUCUCCUAAGUUCUCUCCAUUCUUAAAGUCGCCAGGGAUUGUUCCCAAUGAAGUUUAUGAGCUCACGAACUUAAACAACGAAAUAGUCACGACAAAAGAAGGUAAAUACGUUCGCCCAAGAACUUUCUCAUCAAUAGCCACUGGAGAGAAUUUCAAUAUUGCUAGUGAAUCGAACGGAAACAUCUGGACCUGGGGUGCGAACGAGUUUGGCCAAUGUGGCAAAGAUUUGACAUCAGCUGAUGAUAUUCAGCCAGUUCCCAAAGUUGCAUUUACCUUAGCUGACUUGGAGAGGGUCCUGAAAUACAGCUUGCCCAAAAAUGGCGCUGGCUUCAAAUUCAACGUCAAAGAUGUAUUUGCUUCUGGCGAGACGUCAUUCAUUCAAAUGCAGAGCUCGAAUGAAGAAGAUCCGCUGAAAGAUCAGGAGCUUUUGCUCAGUUUCGGAGCCGGUCUCAAGGGCCAACUAGGUCUUUCUCAGUAUUUGCAUGUCGCUUCUGUUCCUGCCGUACUCAAAUCGCUUGUGGGCCUCACUGAAUUCGACGAGAAGGCAAAGGAGGUCAGGAAUAUUGGAAUCAAGAAUGUGGUAACUGGGAAAGACCACAUUUUUGUGGUUUUGGAUAACUCGGGUCCCAAUAAAGAUGUUCUUGUCUUUGGUGAUAAUACCAGUGGCCAAUUUGGUAACGGGAAGACAUUCAAGAGCUCAAAGCCGGUUGCAUUACCUAAACUCAUCGAACCAAGCGAUUUUGAGGCCGGUGAGACUGAACUGAAGAAGAGGUUGGCGAAAAAGAUCAACAACCUCACCACUAACCGUCUCCAGCUCAUGGACGGAGUGCAAAUUGGCAAAAAGUCUGUAGAACAGGUGAUUGCGGGAGGAAGCGAUGGGUCUGUUCUAUUUUACCGUGUUAAGUAA